AUGGACGCAGACACACGCGCGAAGACCCCGGUAGGACAGAUCGACGGAGGGCUGCGCAUCGUGGUACAGAUGCGCGCGCGCGCCGACGAGCAAGGCUGCCGUGGCUCCUGGGCGCAGUGUGGGUCGACGACUUGUAGAAGGCCCGCCAGGCCAGUGCCUGUCGUCCUCGGCGCCGGUCUUCUAUGUACCACAGGCCUUCUUCUCUUUGGCGAGUUGCAAAAGCUAGAGUGGAUGAAUGGCAGAGAACAAACCAGGAGCAGUAGCAUGGGGAAGAAGGUAGAUCACAAAAGUAAGCAGCCAUGCGAGUUUUCUCACAAACAGAUAAAACAGAUUACGAAUAAUUUCGACAAGGCACUACUACUUGGCUCUGGUGGAUUUGGAACAGUUUACAAGGGUAUUUUUGAAAACGGACGAGAGAUCGCUGUCAAGGUACUGAAGUUCACGUCAGAAACUGAUAUUAAGGACUUUCGAAAGGAGUUGGAGAAUCUUAGAAAUUUCAAGCAUCAAAAUCUUGUUGAUUUAGUGGGUUUCUGCAACGAAUCAGAACAAGAGGUUGUAGAAUAUGAUGGGAAACAAGUUAUUGCUGAAAAACUUCAUAUGGCGCUCUGCCUCGAGUUUGUACCCAAUGGUAGCCUUACCAAGCAUAUUUCUGCUGAAUGUGCGGGGCUUAAUUGGCCUACUAGGUACAAAAUAAUCAAAGGCAUCUGUGACGGUUUAAAACAUCUUCGACAGGGACCAGAGUUUUUAUUAUGGCAUUUGGACUUAAAACCUGACAAUAUAUUAUUAGAUAAUGAUAUGAUUCCCAAAAUAGCAGAUUUUGGCUUAUCAAGACUCUUACACGAUGAAAACACAAGAAAGACAAUCAACUUUCGUGGUUCAUGGUAA
Lolium rigidum is the source of this 885-nucleotide messenger RNA. RefSeq names its product cysteine-rich receptor-like protein kinase 40. The transcript is spliced from 6 exons. Gene Ontology annotation, molecular function: ATP binding; protein kinase activity. Bases 1 to 885 code for a protein of 294 amino acids. NCBI's taxonomy places the organism in Eukaryota, Viridiplantae, Streptophyta, Magnoliopsida, Poales, Poaceae. The record is from RefSeq and is a predicted model, not a curated record. Gene Ontology annotation, biological process: protein phosphorylation.